UUUUAAUGAGAUUACUCAUGUGGUUGAGUUUGAGAGUUUUGCAUGCUUGAAUUUUCCAGAGAGAACAGAGGACUGUUUCAGUUUUUCUUUUGUUUUGGGCUGGAAUUCUCAUGAAAAUCUCCUGGCCAUUGGAUCUGCAUCCACACCCCAAGCCACGAGCUGAUGCCCUGGGUUGAGGGAUGCCCCUAGCUGCCCCCUAGCCUGCCCAGCUCCCCAGCUACUCUGCCAGACCAGGGACCCCCACAGCCUUGGUCAGAGAGGUCAGGUCACCUCGAGUCCUGAGCCAUGGCAGACAAACCUUCAGGAAGGUGGAUGCUUUGUGUGCCCUUAGGGACUGGAGAGCUGGUACGAUCAUGACUGCGUUUGCCAUGCAAAUGAAACCAGAUGGGAGGAUGAGUGCAUCUCAUGCAGAUCAUAAGCUGUUUUCACUUCAGUUUUCUGGAUAUGAAUAAAAACAAACCGAGGCAAACUCUUAUUGGUGUGGGGAAAAGCAGCAUGUUAGUGAAGAAGGACAACCCACGUGCUGUCAGCAGAGGGAGGAGAGGGUAGGUACUGAGAACUCCAGGAAAGAAUAAUAAUGAGAACUGGCUUUGGCAUGCUCUUUCUAAAAAAUGAAAAGGAGGAGGAAAAAAGUGAGCAACAAGCCAGCCUAAAACACAGGCUUAUGAACAAGGGCUUGACCUGAAGCGUGCUGGGGGAAGGGUGGAAAUCCAAGGUCUAGCAGCAACUCUGCUGGGAGUGAAUCACAACCUGAGCAUGAGUCGAAAGGACCUGGCUGUUAUGAAAAUGUUCAGUGUCAAUAUGAGGAUGUUUACACAGAACUGUAACUUAUAAAUUGCAUGAAACAAUCAUUCAGCUCCACUUAACACUACUAAGACCUUGGCUAGAGCUCUGUGUCAAAUGUUGAGCAACUUUUUCCUCUUCAAGAAAAAUGUGAAGUAGCUGGAGGGAAGCCAAGCAGAGAGAAUCAACCAUUAUUAGAAAACCCUGUCCUCAUAGGUCACAUUAGAGAUUGUGUAGUGUUGCAUGUAAACAAAACCAGAAGGGAUGCAGAAAUUUGGUUUUCUGUAAGAAGCAUAUUUUGUAAAGAAGAAGGGAAUCAUCCAUAUAAAUAGGACAAGAAUAAUAGGAUUAAUUGUAACAUGAGAAACUGAGGUUAGAUAAUAGGAAAAGCCUUCUAGCCAUAGGGAUGGUUACAAGCAGGAAGAGAUGGUCUGGGAAAGUUGUCAUAAAGCUCUGUCAUGAGAGAUUUUUAAGAACAUUUCAAAUAAACAGGUGCCAGGAAAGACACUGGGGCGGGAUGGACUAGAUGAGCUCUUGGGGCUUGUUCUGUUCCUGUGUGAUUCCCAACUUGAGAACUAAACUUGGCUAGCGUUCUUUUUUCCCCAUGUAUGCUAAUUCCAAACUGAAGGUAUUGGACAAAAUGUUCAGCAUUUAUCAAAAUCACAGCCGGAAAUAUUCUCUUUUCUACCAACAGAAGCUUUUCAUGUAGCGUGGGCUGAACUCCAGUGAAAUCCCAUGAACUAAACCUUGUUGCAAUAAAGUGACAUUGAUUUCAGAAUUUUAUUCUGUGACAAAUCCAUAUUUGGGAUUUUCUGGUUUUCAUGUCUAUCUUAGGCAGUCAAAUGAAUGCAGCCCUUCUAAUACUCUGUGUGCAUUAGGUGAAGUAAAUCCUUUCCUGGCAAUUAUCUAAAGACACCUAUUGAGUUCGAGGAAAAACAGCAGCUCAGGCACUGGAGCACAGAGACCAUUGUCAUGUUUAUGCAAAACUUUCUUCCCAUGCCACAAAAGCUGUUUGUUCCUGUCUGUGCUGUGCUGCAGAUGUUAGCACAGCUUAGCACAUCAGCUGUCAGAUGAGUAGUAUGGAUGGAAGAUGUACAUCUUUAGCUCCUGUUCUUGGGCUCACAGGGACUCUCAAGAAGGACUCUCAGGCAGGAAGAGCUAGAAAGCAAGUGAACAUCUGUCCCAAAUCCAGGAGCAACUCCCCUUGUCAAGGACAUUUUCAAUCCCUUAGACAUGGUUCCCAAAGGAAUUGCACUACAGUGGGGAGACUCUUCUUUGCCUGUCACUUUCCUAGGUCAGGGUGUGCAGCCAGAAAAAAAAGAAAAACAGACAAAUCCAAACCAGAAACAUGGAGAAGGAAGAAAAACAACUUACAUUUUAAUAAAGUUCAGAGUGGUACAUGAAUAUGUUCCCCAUAUUCUCCGGUAAGAACAGAGGGAGCUGUUUUGUUAAUGAAAAAGGUUCAAAAUAAAAGUCAAGACACAGGGAGAAAAGACAAGCUUCCUGUUUUGGGAGGUCCAGCAGCCCUUUUCAUUCACAUCUCAAUUUCAAUGGUCAGAUUGCUUCAGCUCGCAAAACGGUCUUCAGUCCUCCAUGCACAAAAUGCUCUUUUGGUUUGGAUCCAUGUUUUUAUUUUACUGUGUUUGCUUUCUGUUCCCUCUCUGUUCAUCUUUUGACUCUCCUUCUCUUUUUCUGACUACCACUGUUGUUCCGGUUUCAUUCUGCCAUCUCAGUCAUGCUGGGAUGUGAAAUAAGUUGCUUAAUUGCAGUGCAGUACCCAGCAGGCAACAUCCGCUCCCUCUGACGAGGUUGCUCGUAUUUGCCUUCCUCAUUUACGUUCUCAGCAGUGAGGACAAGAAGGGACACAGAGCUCCUCACUCUGCUGACAAAUGGUCUGUGGAAAUUGUUACAGAGGACACUAAGGGGAGCCCACAUUACUACAGGCAUGAUGUAUCUAUCUGACUAGGCCCCAAGCUGGUCAGCUCACUAUCUUUUGUUGGCCCAGAGUUCACAGGCGCAGAUGAAUGUCCCUAUACAAACAAAAUAGCCAAAGACUUUUUAAGGAUUAGCUCAAAAUGCUAAUCUCAAUGUUAGAGGUUUUAAAGACACCCUCCUUUCCUAAAAUGGUGAGCUCAUAGCUUCAGAAAAUGGGUGCUGACAUACUCCAGUUAGGUAGCACAGGGUGUGCAGCAGGUCUCUAUCCACUUCCUGGCGCUCUGGUAUGAAUUUCUGAUCCGCGGAUAACUGCUAGAACGAAACAGUUAACAGCUGCUUAGCUGUCAGUUGUUUUAGGGUUUUGUUUGUUUGUUUUUUACCUAAUUAGGCUAGAUUUAUUUUUAAUGCUCAUUAUUACCACCAGCUUCUGAGUUCCAUCUAUCCACUGCUGAGUACAUACUGCUCUUGCCAAAGCAAGUGUCUUUCAGCAGCUAUCUCAGCCCCCUGCAAGUGUCCCACCCUGUAGGAGAUGGCACUUGCCACUGUUGUCUUUCCUAUUAAUUCCAUGGCAGCACAUGCUGUUAGUCUGCCUUGUUUGGUGCUCUAGUGUUAAUGACUGUGCAAUCAGUUAUUUCUUUUGUUAACCAUGGAUGCCUGUUGUUGAUAAUUCAGGGUUAAUUGCUUACUAUAAAGUUUGGCAGAGUCAUUUAGCUUAGCUUAGCCUGAUCAUUGAUAAAGACUAUAAAUAUCUGCAGUCUAUCACUGAUAUAGAUGUUACUGAAGUUUUGUAUAAUUGGCUUUUAUGAAAGUGCUGCAGCAAAAAUGAGGGUUAGCUCAACUACCAAAGUCAUCUGUCUAUUGUUUUUUGUACAACCACUUCAGCAACUUAACAGGUUCACUUUCAUUGACAUUUAUGUCAUAGCAAGUUUAUAUCUUAGAUACAGCUCUAGGAGUGCUGAAGCUCAGCACUCAGGACAUUGUGGCAGCUAUAAAGAGCAAGGCAUUUUAGCUGAGCUUAUGUUGUGCUGACCUGUCACAAAUGCAUCUUACUGGAGAUAGACAUAUCUACUAAAAGACUUAGAUGAUAAUGUUCUCUCAGUUUCCUGGAUUUUUCCUGGGGGAAGAAUCACCAAGUGGAGUAGGUCUAAAGCCACACCUGUAAUGAUGUCUCUCCAGUUAGCUGACUGUCCCAGCAGUCUGCUUUCCCUAAAAUUUUGAAUGUAGGAGCUGCUGCAGACAGAAAGCUCUGUAUAUACACACUGCUCUCAACUUCCAGUGAAAUGGAUGGGAACUGGGACUAAUGCGCCCAUUUCAGCAACAAGUGCUUUCUGAACAUGCACUCGGGAGUCCCAGCAUCUUGAUUCCCAAAAGCAAAAGGAAGGCCAUGUGCUCCCAUCCAAGGGAAGCUGGGGUUUAGCAUUACACACCUAUAGAGCAAAACCAGAUGCCAGAUUCUCUACCCAGCUCUCUGAUUUCACUUGUGUUAAAAGUGGAACUUCGUGUGAAUUACGACCCUGUGUGCUUAUUAGCGGGAUGCACUGGGCACGAACCUAUGGAGAACACUGUUUGCAGUGAAUUGAGGCUGACUGGGUGCAUCAUACUCUGCAUUUAUUUAAGCCUUCCCAGCAUAGUGCCAUGUAACAGGUCAAUGAGAGUCUUCAGCAGCAGUAGGCACCGACAGUUGUUCAGCAGGAAGGGACAGUUUCAUUAAACCAUUCUGGACCCCAAGGUUCCAGGUGAUUUCAAUGAAAGCAAGACCAUUAUCCUCUGAGACACCUUUUAAAUUCAGCACAGUGCUGUCUUCAUCUCCAGAAGCCAACAUGUUCUAAAUAUACCUAAUAUCUUUGUAAGAAAUUAUGAGUGAGAAAGUGAUUAAUUGUUCUGUGACCUUCAGUUUCUUCAUCUAGACUGUGUCACCAAACCAUAUUUUAUGUCACGAGGAGACAGCAGAUGUAAAUCAAAUAUCUGCCUGCUCUAGAAUAUCUAACAAGAGAGGAAAUUACUUCCAUCUAUUAACACAGACAGAUUUUCAUGAGAAGAUUUUUCUGCCUCCCAAACCCAGUUUUAAAAUGAAACUGUAUACUCAUAGGUCUGCCUGUUGGUUUCCGGCACAAGGGGCAUUGCCACAGUUAGCAGCUGUGGCAAGAACAACCACCUGUCACUCUGUUUCACCUUAUAAUUUUUUUUUUCUUUGUGUUUAUUUGUUUGUUUUUUUUUUCUACAAUAUAAUUUUAAAACUAUAAACUAUUUGAAAAAAAAAAGAAGAAAAAAAAACAAGAUAAAUGUAGAUUUUAAAUAUCUUAGGCAGGAAAAGUCAUGACUAUCCUUUCUCAAGAAAUUAAAUGAUACCUUUAAAAAGCAGAGUCUCGCCCCAAAAGACUGAAUAAGCAGUACGUAGAAAGGGACAUUUUUUUCCAAUAAUGAGGUAUGUAGAGAGAAAAGACAAUGGGACUUGGGUCUCUGGCAGCAGCAGUGCAUGCAGUAAACAUCUGCACAUACUGUAGCCACUAGUGUGUGUGGCACAGGAGAGCUGGGAGGCUGUUACCCUUGCAUGUGAUGGGGAGAAAGUGAUGCAACCCCAAGUCAGCCUGGUACAUUUACAGUUUGUGGUAGAAUGGGUCUCCCCAUGCAGUAGUGUUUCAUAAUUUCUUUUCCUUUUCUUUUGGCCCGUUAGAUUUUUUUUUUUUUUUUAUCAGUAGCAUACUAUCAGAUCAUUGUAUUGGCAUAUUCUUCAGUUCCAGCUGUAUGAGGUAGUAUUGUCAACACUGAUGCCAAAGAGAGUGCCAUUGAAAAGUAAAUGAGUCAAGCAAAUUAAAAAUAAGAAAAUUAAAAAAAUCAAGUUUAGAAUUAGGUUUGUGGUCAUGUUGACCCUGCAUAUUCAUUUUUCUGUUCAGAGUAAUCAUACCUUUGGAAAAUAGGAAGCCAACAAUAGGGCAGACAAAUCUCAUGUUCAAAAUUAGGAAUGUGAGAAACACCUCAAUAAUUUUCUCAGACAGGGUCUUCUGUGCAGCUAUUUUAUUCACGAUUACAAUGGCAGGCUUCCUGCAAGCAGGAGCGCCCAGCAAAAGUAUAUCAUAACCUUAUAUUUCCUAUUACCCAACAAUUGAUUCCUCCCAUCUCCUCAUUGGCUAAGUACAGGUUCACAAACUAUUCAACGCUUAUUACGAUACCAUAUACAUACAAUUUUGUUUGACCAACCGUUAAUUUCUCCUUUUCCUUUUUUUUUUUUUUUCCCCUUCUUCUCUCGUGACUAGAGGGCCUGUGACUUUUUGUUUUGACUGAUUUCGCACUGCUCAUCCUGUUUUUCUUAGCUAUCCUCCUUAUUUUGGGAGUGGGACCUUCCCCUUAUCUGCUUAACAUACUCCCACUGCUAUGCCACUGUUAUGCCUGCACAAUCACUUCUGAAUAUGCAAGGUUAGUGGAAUUUUCCACUGCAAAAACAUUCUACUGCAAAAACACAACUUUGUUUCUCACAGGAACCUGGAAGAAAAAACCACAACUAUGUUGAAAUCUCAAAGCUUAAUUCAAGAUGUGUUCAUAAGUGCUUUUGGAGGAAAGAAGAAACAGCCUCAGCCAUGCAAUUACAUACUUAAGCUCAAUGGAAAAGAUUUGUUUACUGAAUGCGAAAGGCAUACAUCCCAGGCCACUGUUCAGAAAGAGUCAUGCAUAAUAAUCACAAACUGCAACACAACAGUUCGAAGACCUUUGACAUUUGAUUAGUAUUUUUCUGUUUUGCAGAGUGAAGAGAGUGGUUUGGACUUUAAAAGGAAAAUGAGCUAAAGCUUUAGUUAGUGGGGCCACAGAGAAAGAAAUGAAGAACAAGUCUGUGGAGAGCAGCACAAGCAUACUGCUUUGCGUAAGGCACUGAAGGAAAUAGAACAGAAUGACCGUCAGAAAUAGGCUAAGAUUGUGAGCAAAGGGUCAGCGGCUUGCAGCAGGCUUUGGUUAGAGGCAGCGCACAUCCCAGGGCAAGCAGUGCUGGAGCUAUACUUCAGGCCUUGCUCGCUGACAGCUUCUGUCGAUGUCCUAAGGUGCACACAGCUGUGCUGAGAAGGACAGGCAGCACUACAACAUCCACUCUCAGAUUCAUGAUGUUACAUCAACAGCUCUUACUUGUUUUUGGAAUAUCACUAGCUAGAGAUAUAUUUGCAUCUGGAAGCUGUUAUUCAGAAGCUCAAGUCGCCGUGUAUUAUUUCUGCAACCUCACAGGUAUUCCACCUGUGCCAAAGAAUACCGUGAAGCUUUUGCUAAGUUUCAACUAUAUCAGACAAGUGACUGCAACUUCAUUUCCACUGCUGGAGCAUUUGUUAGUGUUGGAAAUUGGAACACAACAUGUCUUUCCCGUUAACAUAGGAAAAGAAGCUUUCAGGAACCUGCCAAACCUUCGUGUCUUAGACUUAGGACAAAAUAGGGUUCUUCAGCUGGAUCUAGAUGCUUUUGUGGGCUUGACAAGUCUGACUGUACUCCGGCUGUUUCAGAACAACCUUGGAGAUUCCAUCCUGGAGGAGCGUUACUUUCAAGAUUUGAGCUCAUUAGAAGAAUUGGAUCUUUCAGGGAACCAAAUCACAAAACUUCAGCCUCAUUCCUUAUUCUAUAAUCUAACAGUCUUGAAAAGUGUGAACCUGAAAUUCAAUGCCAUAUCCAACCUGUGUGAAAGCAAUCUUACCAGCUUCCAAGGAAAACACUUUUCAUUUUUUAGUCUCAGUUGUACUAGUUUAUAUAAGACUGAUGAAACGGUCUGGGCCAAAUGCCCAAAUCCUUUCAGAAAUAUUACAUUUAACUUACUGGACAUUAGUGAUAAUGGCUGGAGCACAGAGAAAGUCCAGUAUUUCUGUACAGCCAUUAAAGGGACUCGAAUCGAUACUUUAAAUUUUAGCUUUCAUACAAUGGGCUCAGGAUUUGGAUUCGAUAACUUAAAAAAUCCAGAUGAGGAUACAUUUACAGGGCUAGCAAGAAGUGAUCUUCAUGUGCUUGAUAUUUCCAAUGGUUACAUUUUCUCUCUCAAUUCACUAAUCUUCAAAAGCCUUGGUAAUCUGGAAUCACUAAACCUUUACAGAAACAAGGUGAAUCAAAUCCAAAGGCAAGCAUUUUUUGGCUUGGGAAAACUAAGAAUUCUCAAUCUCUCAAGUAAUCUUUUAGGUGAGUUGUAUGAUUAUACUUUUGAGGGGCUACACAGUGUAAUGUACAUUGAUUUGCAGCAAAACCAUAUUGGGAUGAUUGGUCAAAAAUCAUUCAGUAAAUUAGUAAAUCUGAAAAUAAUCAAUCUCGGAGACAACGCCAUUAAAAAACUCCCUUCCUUUCCGCAUCUGACGUAUGCCUUUUUAGGUGACAAUAAGUUAACAUCUGUAGCUGGCACAGAAAUAGCUGCAACAUAUCUUGAAUUAGAGAGAAAUUGGUUGGCAGAUCUGGGUGAACUGUAUACUCUUUUCCGAGUUCCAGGUGUACAGUAUAUCUUCUUAAAACAGAAUCGCAUCUCUUAUUGUGAGAAAAGUGUUACUGUUAUAGAAAACAAUCAGUUAAUUUUUAUGGAUCUAGGAGAAAACAUGUUACAGCUUGUGUGGGAGAGAGAUUCAUGUUUGGAUGUGUUCAAGCCACUGUCCAAACUUCAGGUUCUACUUCUGAACAACAACUACCUUAGUGCUCUUCCACAGGGAAUUUUUAGAGGCCUAAUAUCUCUACAAGGACUUAAUCUGGCUUCCAACCUCUUGUCUCAUCUCUCUCCUGGGAUUUUUCCACAAAGCCUAAGAUACCUAAACUUGUCUAGAAACCAGCUUUUUUCCCCUGAGCCUGAAAUCUUUAUGUCUUUGAGUAUUCUGGAUAUAUCACAUAACAACUAUGUCUGCGAUUGUACUUUAAAGAGCCUAACAGUGUGGCUAAAUGAAACCAAUGUGACUCUAGCUGGCUCACAGUCUGACAGGUACUGUGUGUACCCACCUACAUUGGCAGGGGAACCACUGUCAUUUCUGACAUAUAAUUGCAAUGAAGAUGAACUCCAGCAGACACUCAGAUUCUCAGUAUUCGUCUUCACGUCCAUCACCCUUCUAAUGUUUUUAAUGGCAGCCAUCAUUUUUACUCGCUGUCGGGGGAUUUGUUUUGUCUGGUAUAAAACUAUCACAAAAAAAAUGAUAGACAGCCAUCCACCAGCAGCAGAUACAAGUGAAUACAAGUAUGAUGCAUAUUUGUGCUACAGCAAAAAUGAUUUUGAAUGGGUCCAGAAUUCUUUGCUAAAGCACCUGGAUUCACAGUAUUUUGAUAAAAACAGAUUUACCUUGUGCUUUGAGGAACGAGAUUUCUUGCCUGGGGAAGAACAUAUCAACAAUAUUCGUGAUGCCAUUUGGAACAGCAGAAAAACAAUUUGCAUUGUGACCAGACAGUUUCUCAAAGAUGGGUGGUGUGUGGAAGCCUUUAAUUUUGCCCAGAGCAGGUACUUUAGUGAUCUGAAAGAUGUCCUCAUUAUGGUAGUAGUUGGGUCACUUUCUCAGUAUCAACUGAUGAAGCACAAACCAAUUCGAAUCUAUUUACAAAGGAGUCAAUAUCUGCAAUGGCCUGAAGAUUAUCAAGAUAUAGAAUGGUUUUUAAGUAACCUUUCUUGCCAAAUUCUGAAGGAAAAAAAAGUGCAAAGGGAUGUCGAUGGUAUAGAGCUGCAGACUGUAGCGACACUCUCACAUUGACAGUGUAUGGGUUGCUGGCUUUCCGGAUACCCUCUUUCUAGCUGUGCCAUGGCAGGAAGAAACAGAAGCUUUGCUUCAUUCUUCCAUGAAGAAGCAGGUAGAAACAUAACUUUCAGUUUUAAUCCUACUAAAGAUAGAAACAACUUGAAAGCAACCAGCAAAUACAAGGAAGUGAAAUUAUUUUAUGGACUAUGGCACCCAUUUUCAGAAGAAUUAAUGAAUCACAAAUGUCUCACAUUUCUCACAUUUUGGAUGCUUAGUUUCAAACAACUUAAUUCUACUUACAGAGUGCUACAUACUUACAGGUCUCUGUUUCAGUGAGAGGAGAAAGGGAGGAAGCCCAUACUUUUUUUUUUUUUUUUUCUAAAAAAAGAGUCCAUUGUACUGUGUAUGACCCGCAUAUGUUUUCAUGUAUAGCCUAACAUGAUCAUUGGUUCGUUGAUUACUUGCUCCUGCGCUUUCUCAACUCUGUAAGUUUUCAUGCCCUGUUUCAAAGUAGCAUUAGUGCUUUACACCUUUAUGCUUUAAAUCAGUGUUACACGGAUCUUAUUUAUUUGUUCUCUAUUAAAUUAUCCACAGCUUCUCAACUGCAAUGUACAACUUUUGAAUUACAUUCAUCCCCUUCCCCUCCACAACUUCUCUGUUUGGUGGUAAAACUACAGUCAUUGGGCUACUUCAUUUGCUGCUGUUUCAGUCUGGCACUUUCUCAGUUGAGCUGCCUCCAGCCCUGCAGAGAGAAAUGAGCAUCCCCUACAGAUCUGAAGCAAGCCUGGAAAACCAAACAAACCAUCUUGAAAAACAAACAAGAAACUACCUCAGCAGCCAUGGGGGCUGUACACCAGUGAUAUGGCCAAUAGCACAGUAUCUGCUAGGCAGAUUUCACAUUCUGUGGGUGGAAAAUGAAGAUAACUUUUGUGUGUCAUUCGUGUUUUUCUCUGUACAUCCUGUGUCCUGAUCAAUUCUAAGAUUAUUUUUUUUCUGGUUCUAUUGAAAUAUUUUUUCUGGAAUCAUAAUUGUCUAUUUACUCUCUAAAUAUUUUAUCACUGUUUUGCUCAGGUGUGCAUCUUCAGGGGCUUGCUCGGGGUCAUUUUAAUAAAAGUCUGACCUGUCA
This is a messenger RNA of Cygnus olor (mute swan), 10500 nucleotides long. It is a transcript of the gene TLR5, whose product is annotated as toll like receptor 5. Gene Ontology annotation, cellular component: membrane. The record is from RefSeq and is a predicted model, not a curated record. Bases 6807 to 9389 code for a protein of 860 amino acids. The transcript is spliced from 4 exons. NCBI's taxonomy places the organism in Eukaryota, Metazoa, Chordata, Aves, Anseriformes, Anatidae. Gene Ontology annotation, molecular function: protein binding; transmembrane signaling receptor activity. Gene Ontology annotation, biological process: inflammatory response; toll-like receptor signaling pathway; immune response.